AUGAACAUUCCAGAAAUAUAUUAUCCUCAUCUUUUUUGUGCUACAUAUCACUUAUAUUUACAAAACAUUCAGCACCCAAAUAUGAUUCAAGCUUCAACUAUUGCUUUCCUUGCAUUUGUUGUAGCAACAGUCAAUGCUUUCACAACAUUUGAACUUCAAUAUCAAAAUGCAACGUUGGCACAUCACAAUUAUUUGCGCGCUCGUCAUUGUGCACCACCUCUUCAACUUGAUAAUAAAUUGAAUACAAUAGCACAAGAUUAUGCAGAUUAUCUUGCAAGAACGAAUAAAUUUCAACAUUCAAAUAAUGGUUACGGAGAAAAUCUUUAUAUGUCAAGUUCAUCAGUUCCCAUCACAACUGUUGAUGGACGCCAAGCAACUCAAUCAUGGUACGAUGAAAUACAAUAUUAUAAUUUCAAUAGACCUGGAUUUUCUUCAAAAACGGGUCACUUCACACAGGUCGUUUGGGAGAGUUCAGAUCGUCUCGGUGUUGGUAUUGGUUUCAGCAGUGAUGACCGUAAAGUCUAUGUUGUUACAAACUAUAAUCCACCAGGUAACUAUCAAGGUCAAUUUGGUGAAAAUGUAUCUCCAGCCAAUUGCUAA
Molecule: messenger RNA, 600 nt
Organism: Adineta ricciae
Lineage: Eukaryota; Metazoa; Rotifera; Eurotatoria; Adinetida; Adinetidae
Source: the annotation of a GenBank genome assembly